Molecule: messenger RNA, 1140 nt
Organism: Fomitiporia mediterranea MF3/22
Lineage: Eukaryota; Fungi; Basidiomycota; Agaricomycetes; Hymenochaetales; Hymenochaetaceae
Product: Aldo/keto reductase
Exons: 4
Coding region: 1-1140 (379 amino acids)
Source: RefSeq, a predicted model, not a curated record
AUGUCAGCACCUCCGCCUUCGACGCCGCUUGGGCGCUAUCGCGUCCUCUCUCCACUUGCAGGUGUCCGAGUCUCACCGCUCCAACUUGGAGGGGCGAGUAUUGGGGACCAAGGUCAUAAAAUCGGCAUGGGCGCGAUGGAUAAGGAGUCGUCCUUUAAACUUCUUGACGCCUAUUUUGAUGCCGGAGGAAACUUUAUUGAUACUGCAAGUACCUAUCAGUUUGGGACAUCCGAGAUGUUCAUUGGAGAAUGGGCUGAAAACCGAGGGAUACGUGAUCAACUUGUUAUUUCUACGAAAUAUUCGAAUAAUCUUAAAGUUGCUGAUCCGGAUGUUAAUAUCAAAGCCAACUUUAGCGGCAACAACGCCAAAUCGAUGAGAAUAAGCGUCGAUCAGAGUCUCAAGAAUCUUCGUACUCAUUACAUCGACAUUUUCUACCUCCACUUUUGGGACUUCACUUCAUCCGUCGAAGAAGUCAUGGAUGCGCUGCAUAUUCUUGUCUCUUCGGGCAAGAUCCUCUAUCUCGGAAUAUGCAAUGCGCCAGCUUGGGUUGUUGUCCACGCAAAUAUGUACGCGAGGCAACACGGAAAGACGCCAUUCGUGAUAUAUCAAGGUGCAUGGAAUGUGAUGGAUCGUAGCUUCGAACGUGACAUUAUCCCGAUGGCGCGUUCACACGGUCUAGCUCUGGCUCCUUAUAACGUCCUUGGUUCAGGCAAACUCCGGACUGAUGCAGAGGAAGAAAGGCGCGCGACAACUGGUGAGAACGGUAGGACUGUCUUCCGAUCGGAUUGGAGACGCAACGAGAAGGAAAGGAAAAUGAGCGCGGCACUUGAAAAGGUAGCGAAGGAAGUCGGGACGGAACAUAUCACUGCUGUGGCGAUUGCAUACGUAAUGCAGAAGACACCAUACGUAUACCCCAUUAUCGGAGGUCGAAAGGUCGAGCACCUGAUGGCGAACAUUGAGGCGUUGAAGAUCUCGCUUUCGGAUGACCAGAUGAAGUAUUUGGAAAGCAUUUUACCGUUUGAGCCGGGCUAUCCUCAUAACUUAAUUGGGAACGGUACUGGUCGACCUGCUGUGUUAGCUAGCUCGGGACACGAGGACAUCUGGCCAAUCAAGCAGCCAAUCAAACCGAGUAAAUUGUAA